Molecule: messenger RNA, 1436 nt
Organism: Prorocentrum cordatum
Lineage: Eukaryota; Dinophyceae; Prorocentrales; Prorocentraceae
Source: the annotation of a GenBank genome assembly
GGGGGGACGCAUCGACCCCCAAUCGCCCAGUGAUCACCAAAUGGGCGCCCGAUAGCCCACCCCGCCCAGGACCGUGCAGAGUCGUCAUCGGGGGCACAUCGCCGACGCUUCGGCGAUGUGUCGCCGAUCUCGGGUCGUCGUGCCCGCCCUUGCGCCAGUCUCACCGCUGGGCGUUGCCCAUCAGGUCUGGAUCUGCCUGGACUUCGAGUGGACGUGCGACGACAACGUGGCCCCCGGGGAGGUCCGGAGAGUGCACUCGGACGACGUCGAGAUUAUUGAGUUCUCGUACGCCAUCUACGACGGAAAGAGAGGCGUGCUUGCGUGUGAGGGGCAGCACUACUGCAAAAAUGAGCGGACCCCCAUCACGGAGUUCUGCACAGACCUGACCGGAAUCUCGGACGAGACGCUGAAGGACGCUGGCACGCUCGCGGAUGCGCUGCGGGCGCUGGAGCGCGCGUUGCAAGCGCCAGAGCUGGCUGGGAGGCCCUGCUGCGCCGUGGCACACGGCUCCGCCGACCUGGAGCUCGUGCUGCCCAUGCACUGCAAGGCGCUCGGGCUGGAGGUGCCCGCGGUUCUGCAGAGGUACGUCGAUCUGCGCCUCGCGGCGCAGCGCCACGUGCACGGCACGGGCGCGGGGGGCCUGCGGUGCUCCACGCUGCGGCAGAUCUGCGAGGCCCUGGAGGUCAAGAUGAUCGGGCAGGAGCACUCGGGCCUCGACGACUCGUUCAUGGUCCUGCUGGCGACGCAGCAGCUGCUCAAGGUGGGCGCGGAGAUGGAGCCAGUGGACUUCGCGGCGGAGUGGAGCAGCUGCGUGGAGCACGGGGAGGGCGACGGCAGGGUGUGCCUCGACGGGCUCCCCUACUGGUGCCUGGUGGGCGACCUCCUCGCCUGGCUCGGCGGCCACCUCGGCCGCGCGCCGCCCCGCGAAUUCGUGUUCGUCGUGCUGGGCAUGGACGGGCGGCCCACGGGCCGCGCGGUCGUCCAGUUCGGCACCGCCGCCGACGCCGCGGAGGCGCUGCGCGUGCUCCGGGGCGGGAAGGUCCUGGCCUGCCCCGACCCCAACAGCGGCGCGAUCAUCGAGCGGCUCGUCCUCGCGAGGCCAGUGCGGCGCGACGAGUGGGAGCUGCCCGUGCGGGGCGCCGAGGACGGCCGGAUCCCGGCUGGGAAGGCGCUGGCGCCCUUCGCCGCGGACGCCGCGGAGCUCCGGCGCAGCUCCGUGGGGCGGGGCGUCUGCUUCGCCUUCCAGAAGGGGCAGUGCGACAGGGGCGACCGGUGCCGCUUCCUGCACGAGCUCAGGGGCGAGCGCCGCCCGCUGCGCUGAGGGGCGCGCGUCGGCUCUCGACGGGGCUCCUGCGGCCGUGGCGAGGGGCGUCGACGACCCGGGGCCGGUAGAGACUUCCUCCUCCUGCUCCUCCUCCUCCUCCCCCUCCUCCUCC